CUCACAGGCGACCAGCUGUGUUUUUCAAAAUGAAAAGGAUAUUUCCAUUUGGCCUUCGUUGGGUGGUUGACUAUGGGGUGAAAUCAAUAGAAACAUAGUUAUUCGAGAUGUACUUUAGAGUUAGUGUGAAUAGUUUUAUAUCCGUGGUGAUUGUACUCCUGGUGGCUGUCUAUUGGUACCGUCUUCCGGCGAGAAAUGAUGUUCCAAAAAAGUCCCCUAGAAGACCGCCGAAUCCGGAGGAUCCCCUACCACCCUCCAAUUCGCCGCUCCAUCGAUUCGCCCGGGCAGCCAUUUGUUCCGACAGCGAUGUGUGCAGCGAUUUGGGCCGCAAGGUCCUGGAAAAAGGAGGCAGUGCGGUGGAUGCGGCCCUGGCUGCCCUCAUUUGCAACGGACUCAUCGGGAUGCAGAGCAUGGGAAUCGGUGGCGGCAUGGUGAUGAACAUCUACUCGGCCAAGGAGCGCAAAUCCUAUUGCAUUCUGGCCCGGGAAAUCGCUCCAUUGACGCUGCGGGCGGAGAACUUCUCGUCCUUUCGCGAUGAGCAGGAGUUUAAGAGAUCCGGAUGGUCCAUCGCUGUGCCCGCGGAAUUGGCCGGAUAUGCGGUGGCCCACCAGAAAUUCGGGCGGCUGAAAUGGGUGGAGCUGGUGCUGCCCACUUUGGAGCUGUGCCGGCGUGGUUAUCCAAUGUAUAAGCACCAGUACGAUGCCCUCAUUCUCAACCAGGACAUGAUCAGGGCUGAUCCUGGCCUGCGGCGGAUGUUCAUCGAUCCCGGAACGGGGCAUUUCUGGCCCCUGGGUCAUCUCAUCCGACCCUCGGAGCAAUUGUGCACCACCUACGAACGGUUGGCCAGGGAGGGACCCCUCAGCUUUUACAGAGGAUCCAUCGCCGAUGAUCUGCUGGCCGAUCUGAAGGACAUUGGCAGUCUUAUAUCCAGGGAGGAUCUGAACCGAGCCCAUGCCAAGUUGAGCAAGGCCUUGGUGAUGCCUCUGGAUGAGCAUGAUCUCCAUUUGACCCCUCCACCUGGAAGUGGCCAUGUCCUGGGAUUCAUAAUGAACAUAUUAAGGGAGUACCGAACGGAUUUCUCCAGAAUCGAAACAAUGGGGGCCCGGGAGAUUCACCUGAUGGUGGAGGCCAUGAAGUUUGGCUUUGUCAAGCGUUGGCAACUAGAUGAAUCAGCUAAUGAGGAGCUUUUGGCGAAUUUGACGAGCCACGAAUUGGCGCAAUCCAUAGCCAAGAAAAUCAAUGACUCACAGACCUUCAACAGUUCUGAGUUUUAUGGAGCUUCAUCUGAGAUACAAAUACGGGAUGAGCACGGCACUGCCCACACUUCAGUUCUCCAUGGAAACGAUGCCGUUUCGGUGACCAGCUCAAUUAAUUUCUAUUUUGGUAGUGGACGGACGGGAAAGCGAACCGGAGUGAUCUUCAACAACGCCAUGUCCGACUUCUCCAUGGAACAGAUUAAGAACUACUUUGAUCUGCCAUUUGUUCGCGAUGUCAAUGGUAUAGCCCCCGCCGCCCGUCCCAUGUCCUCGAUGAGUCCGGUGAUUGUCACGGAACGCUCCUCUGGGAAAGUUCGUUUGGUUGUGGGUGCCGCCGGCGGUACCAAAAUAAUCUCCUCCCUGGCUCCACUGCUCGUCCGGAUCCUUUGGCAAAGGGCAAGCAUCAAGUCCGCCAUCGAUGCCAGUCGCAUCCAUCACCAAAUGCUACCCAAUCUUUUAUCCUACGAAUAUGGACUACUCCAAAGCCAGGUGAGGAGCUUGGAGGACAAGGGACAUCGCUGCGAGCGAUAUGAAAACCGGGGAUCCGUCAUCUGCGGAAUCGACCAACAAAAUGGAACCAUCUGGGUAAACUCCGAUUUCCGAAAGCCAGGUGGAGUUAGUGGUUUCUAAAAGGCUGAUUAAGUGGUAUAUCCCUAUCUUCCGCUUCUGUAGAUCUCAAAGUACUAUAAAAAUCACAAUAUCGAUGGUAUAAUAUCAGUAUUAUAUAAAGUAUUCCAUAUUUGUAAGAGGCUUAAACGUUCCCUGCUCAAAGAUAUAUGAAUUUAGAGUUCUAUUCAACUUUCAGCAUUCAAUUCAAUCAAAACAAUUUUCCCUAUACCAAUUUAGGUAAGGCAUAUUCUGUAAAAGUGGUUUAGAAACGAUCAAAAAUACCUUUAAAUAAUAACCUUACAAUUAAAAUACUAAAUCAAUAUCAAAUAUGCACAUCGAGACGGUAUUAAUAUUAAU
This is a messenger RNA of Drosophila subpulchrella, 2222 nucleotides long. Its product is annotated as glutathione hydrolase 1 proenzyme. The coding region runs from base 108 to 1886 and encodes 592 amino acids. Gene Ontology annotation, cellular component: plasma membrane. Lineage: Eukaryota; Metazoa; Arthropoda; Insecta; Diptera; Drosophilidae. Gene Ontology annotation, molecular function: glutathione gamma-glutamate hydrolase. The transcript is spliced from 4 exons. The record is from RefSeq and is a predicted model, not a curated record. Gene Ontology annotation, biological process: glutathione catabolic process.